UUCUUUUAAAACGCCUCUUUAGCUUUCGGAUAAUUCAACCACCGGCUACCGGCACUCUCCGGUCACUCACCGUUCGCAAUAUAUACAACACUCUUAUUCUUUUCUCUAAACCCUAAUUCCUCUUUCUCUCUCUUUCUCUUUCUCUUUCUUUGGCCAUGGGAGACCGUGACGGAGCUUUCAAGGAAUUAGAAUCAAUCGAUGGCGCCGAUGCUCUUUUAACCUCUAAACGCUACAGUUGUUUUUGUUUCCCUUGCUUUGGACCAAGUCGGUCGGGUUCCGAUGAGCUUUCAUGGUGGGAACGGGUGAAGACGAAAGCAAAAUCCACCAAGUUUGAUAGCGAAGAUCAUCACUGGUGGACAGGCGGAAUCAGAUCCCUCAAGAAGCUUCGUGAAUGGUCGGAGAUCGUCGCCGGUCCGAGAUGGAAGACGUUUAUUCGUCGGUUCAAUAGGAACCGUCCGGCUACUGUUAAGCUUGGAAAAUUCCAAUAUGACCCUAUCAGUUACGCUUUGAAUUUCGACGAGGGGCAUAAUGGGGAUGUGGAUUUUGAUGGGGAUGAAUACAAUACUGGUGGUGGGUUUCAGAACUUCUCAGACCGGUUUGCUGCCAUCCCUCCGGCGCCUGUGAAAUCGUCUUCUUCUGCUGCGGUGAAUGGUUAGGAUACGGCGGCGAAGGCGAUGGUGAUGGGUCUUGUCUUCUCCGGUGAAGUUGAACGGGCGGUAUUUUUCAACUGAUGAGCUGGAAAUUGACUGUUUUGGAUGAAGUAGUAGGGAGGCGCCAAUGGCGUCGGUACGCGUGUUAAAGAAGAUAGUUUACUAUUUUUUUAAUGGGAUGACGUGUAGCUAAAUGAUUGGGUGGGUCUUUAUAUUCUUAUAGUUGAUAUAAUUUUGUUUUAUUCUUUUUCCAAUUAAAAAUUGUAUAAUUCCAAAUUUCACAGAGUUUUAUUUAUAUAAAUUCUUAUUAAUCGAUAGAGUGUGUAUUUAUUUUCUC
Messenger RNA from Cucumis sativus (cucumber), 987 nucleotides. RefSeq lists its product as uncharacterized. The record is from RefSeq and is a predicted model, not a curated record. Bases 156 to 656 code for a protein of 166 amino acids. Lineage: Eukaryota; Viridiplantae; Streptophyta; Magnoliopsida; Cucurbitales; Cucurbitaceae. The transcript has a single exon.